This is a messenger RNA of Beauveria bassiana ARSEF 2860, 777 nucleotides long. RefSeq lists its product as uncharacterized. The record is from RefSeq and is a predicted model, not a curated record. The coding region runs from base 1 to 777 and encodes 258 amino acids. NCBI's taxonomy places the organism in Eukaryota, Fungi, Ascomycota, Sordariomycetes, Hypocreales, Cordycipitaceae. The transcript is spliced from 3 exons.
AUGCCAAUCCGAAACCCAUUCGCCCGUCGCCCCGAGGUUGUCAUCCCUUUCACCGACGAAAUUGAGCGCACCGGGCAGGAGAACAACCAUCCUGGGUUCGAGCGAGUGGACACGGUGGGCUCCAAAGCCUCGUCGGCCAUGAGCAUUCGCAGCAGCAAGAGCCAUGACGUUGGCGAAUACAAGAUGAGUGUUGUGAAUGACAGUGGUAUUUACCUGCCUCCGUCCCCGACCGAAGAAAAAGGUCAGCACUGGCCAAGAAGGCAUCUGUCUUCACGCGCCUCAACAGAUACUCGCAGUAGCUCUGGUGAUAUCGAGCCUUUCUCCAUUUCCAGAGAAUCUUUUGAUUCAUAUAGACGCUCUUUCGUAUGCAAUGCCCUCACUGGUGUGGCUGCAGUCGGCGCCCCCAAGGUGCUGGAGCUAAUUUUAUCACAGGACAUUACAGCGCGGUCUCCCAUCAGGCACAACGAGGCACCAGUGCGUCAGAGCCUAGACUCUGCCCGCUUUCCACGCCAGCAGCGCUCCGUUCAUCGCAAGAUUGAGCGACAGCCUGCUACGCUCGAAGAGAACUUCGAGGACGUUGGGCUGGAUGACGGCAAACAGCAGCCUCGCAAGCGCGGAUUCUUUGCCAAAUUGACUGACGGCCAGGACAAGGACUCAUCUCCCUCCAGCAUACCACGAUUCCUCAUGGGCGGUCGUAAGCGUGGGCACAGCGGCCAGGGUGCCGAGCUGGGCAUUGUUGACCAUGUCAGAAAACCAGCCACCAGUGAGGAACGCUGA